This is a messenger RNA of Lindgomyces ingoldianus, 1388 nucleotides long. RefSeq names its product S-adenosyl-L-methionine-dependent methyltransferase. NCBI's taxonomy places the organism in Eukaryota, Fungi, Ascomycota, Dothideomycetes, Pleosporales, Lindgomycetaceae. The record is from RefSeq and is a predicted model, not a curated record. Gene Ontology annotation, molecular function: O-methyltransferase activity. Bases 9 to 1352 code for a protein of 447 amino acids. The transcript has 3 exons.
UAACAAUCAUGGAUUUAAAACCGACGUUGAGUAGCCUUGGUUCUAGGAUUAAAGAACUCGCAGAAUCCUUGGAACGCCACCUCAGGGAGAAUGGUGUCGAAGCACCGACCCUAGCCGCAGACAGUCCAAUCAACAUAUCCAAGUUCACACCAGAGAUAUUUACGAUAAAGCAGCAACUUGCCGAUGCUCUAAAUGACUUGUCCAUUAUCUCUCAAGGACCGAGCGAAAGUGUAUUCAACUACGCCCACAACGCCAUUCCUGAUGUCGCAGCUCUAAAUGUUUUGAACCACUUCAACUUCUGGUCUGCUGUCCCUCUAGAAGGAUCUGCUUCGAUUACCGACAUUGCAAAAUAUACUUCUCUCCCGGAAGAAGCUGUUCAGCGUGUAGUGGAACAUGGUAUGAUGCUCCGGUUUUUUGCUUACACGGAUCCCUCCACACCAAAAACGUCCCACAUCCAGCACACAUCUCGCUCGGCUGCCCUUGCUCAAUCCUCUGGCUUGAGAGCUCUCGUCCACUCGUGCAUACAAGAGUGUGGUCCACCAAUGAUGGUGAUGCCAGAGGCACUAGAGAAAUACAGCCUCAGAAAGCCCACCUUGACAAGGGACAUUAGAGAGACAGCUUUCGCCUUGAGCCAUAGUGGUGGAGCAGUUUUCGGGAAUUUUAGUACGGUCUGGGACUUUCUCGAAAACGAUGGCGAAGGAGAAAAGAAAGGAUGGCGGCAACGGAGCUUUAAUACGUGGAUGACUUAUAUCAAUGAUAUCUUUAGGAUGAAUGAAGUUUUGUUGGAAGCACUGGAUUGGAAAGCGGCUGGUGAUGUGACUGUAGUAGAUAUCGGUGGCUCAGGAGGCCACGAUACCUUUGCGCUUGCAAGCGCGUAUCCGAACCUCAACAUCAUAGUUGAAGACCUUCGCGAGUGCAAACCUAUAUUCGAGAACAACGUCCUCGAACAUCUCAAAUCACGCGUGGCAUUCCGUGAACACAACUUCUUCAACCCACAACCAGUCCAAGCCGACAUCUAUAUACUAAAAUUUAUUUUCCAUGACUGGCCGGAUAAGGAGUGUAUUGCGAUAUUACAGGCUUUACGACCAGCUUUAAAGGCUGGAGCUAAGGUUCUCUUUAUCGACUACAUCGGAAAAGAUGGAGAGUUCGACCCAACACUGCCGCGUUCCAUUCGUCAACUUGGCACCUCGACGGACUUGAGGAUGAUGGCUCUCUUUAAUGGAAGGGAGCGCCCCGUCGACACUUGGACGGAGAUUUUCCGCGCUGCGGAUGAGCGAUUCGAAGUGGCGAGCGUGAAGGCGAAUGCUUUAACAUACAUACUGGUAAUAGAGGCAAUUUGGCGGGGUAAAUAGACGGCGAAGGAGUAAAAUCUUGCGCAUAAAUUGUCA